Molecule: messenger RNA, 1120 nt
Organism: Eupeodes corollae
Lineage: Eukaryota; Metazoa; Arthropoda; Insecta; Diptera; Syrphidae
Product: transmembrane protein 177
Exons: 3
Coding region: 102-1061 (319 amino acids)
Source: RefSeq, a predicted model, not a curated record
CUUCCAAAAUAUUUAACCUAGUCAAGUUUUUAUUUUAUAAUUACAUUUUAAGAACACUUAAACUUAAGUCUCCUUAACUUUCAAAUAAUAUAACUAUAAUAAUGAAUAGGAAAAAAGCAUCCAAACCUUUAUUUUCAUACUUCACCACUCCGUUUGGUCGGAAAUUGACCUUUAUCGCUGCCGGCACCACUACUGUAGGUCUGUUCAUUGGUAAUUUCAUACCUCACACAUUCUUCUUGGACAAAUAUCAGGAAUUUGUGCAGUGCUACAAAGAUGGCAUUCCUCGUCCUGUUCCGCCGGAGAUUAAAGAACGUCUCGAAAGAGCAAUGAACAUUCUCAAUGUUCCAGCGUAUGAGCGUAGAGUUUUGAAGCCAUUUACUGUCUAUGGAUUCGAUAUGUUCUCCGCAGGAUCAACUAAAUCCAAAUAUGGCGGAAUCAUUGGUAUUCCAACGAACUACUCGUACACUUCCAUCGACAACAUCGAUCGAAGUGAGAUUCGCUUCCGCACCGAACAAAUCAAAUGGGGCUCUGAAAGUGGCCAGAUGUUGCAGGAAGCACUCGUUCUUAAGGAAGACGAACAAAUCUUCGGAAUGUGCAAAACAAUUCUUGAAAUGCAGACGCAACGAGUUCUUCUUAACUCGGCAUUCCCCAGUAUAUCCUUCCUGGCAGUGUAUAGCGUUGGAAGUUACCUCAACCAGAGAAUGAACCUGCUAGCGAAGCCGAUUUCUUUGCGUUUGGUGAUGUACGCGAUUCUUGGACUCUUUGGGGUGGGAAGUUGGUCAUUCAUGAAAGACUACAACCAAGUUCUCUAUGAGACAUCAAUAGACAAGCAGAUAAGUACAUUGGGACCAGAUUUCGUUGACGCUGGAAGGCGCUUCUAUGACAAACUUUUGAAAAAGAACAUGGCUCUGCGUGCCCUCAUUGGCGAUGAUACCUACACAUCCAAGGGCAACGAGAAUUUCUAUUUGCGACAGAAGACACUCCCUCUGACCAUUCACAAAGCCUUCUUCGAAGAAGAAUGGAACAAACUUAAAGGAGAGAAUCAAGAAGCAGCACAGUAGUUUUGUUUUAGUGUUUUUUUAGGAUUUUAAAUAAAAAUGUUACAUUAUUAUGAAAGGAA